AUGGUGGCUAUACACCAGGCAUUCUUCGUUUUAAUAUUCUUAGCCACGAUCACACAUGGACUUCCACCGAGAAUCUUGGCCGCGAGGGACACGGACCUUUCGAAAAGGGCAUAUAAAUGGUACAACUACUGCCCACCCAUAUAUUACGACUUAGUCGAGCGUACCUUUUCGAAUUCGAUCAGAAUUAUAUCGAAAACGGCCACAAAGUUAGGUGAUGUACAAACAUUUCUGGACUUUCGGCCCGAAAGACAAGAUGCAACUCCCUACGAGCGCGUCAUUCUCCAGACAUUUGAGGCCAUCUAUGGCAAGGUGUUGUGGGAUCCUACUGAGACGAAUCAUACGGUCAACAACAAUGCAGGGUAUAGAAGACUCACACGUGUACUGGAUAUGGCAACAAAACUGGCCAGUAUUCCUAUUGAUGCUACGCUCGAGCGCCAACUUUCGGUAUUGUGCGACGAGGGGUUUUGGGAAUACAAGUUCAGUAUUGCUGCAGAGAGCGCUGAUUAUUACCUGGAUACUCGGCCAGCAGGCUAUGGUGGUGGCAGAUUGAUGAAACUGACCGGCUCGUCAUGCGUUGGCCAAACCUUGGCCUACUCAUGGUCGAGCGCAACACACUACAUUGACAAUGUCGUACUUUGCCCAGGGUCAUUGAAAUUUUGGGCUAGCCAACAGAAUUCCGGGAUUAACGGUUUCCUUCAAGAGGACAUCAAGAGUUGGGGGGGCUAUAUUUGGACUCUCAGCGUGACGACGCUUCUCUGGAGCGAAGGUACAUUUAUUCAUGAGUUAACGCAUGGACAGCAUCUAUUAGGGCCGGGUUUGUGGACAAUGGAUUUGCCAUGUCCAUCCGACCCGGAGAGUGGUUCUUAUGGGUGGAAUUGUAUUACUGAGCUUGGUGAAAAGAGUCCAGAUGACUCUGUACGGAAUGCUGACAGUUUCGCCUAUCUUGCAAUUGCUUUGUAUCUGGAUAAUGCCGAUUGGCAUAAAUUCGCCAACCCCGACUCCAAAGCCUACACCAAGCCCUACAUCAAACCCAACGUCAAGUCCAAUGUCAAGCCCAACGUCAAACCCUACGUCAAGUCCAAUGUCAAGCCCUACGUCAAGCCCUACGUCAAACCCUAUGUCAAGUCCAACGCCACGGAAUUCGCCACGGAAUUCGCCAACCCUGACUCCAAAAGGUUCUUGAGGUGGGUAUAUAUUGAGCAGUAUUAUAUCUCAAGGAAAUCUCAGACAAGCGAAUAG
Molecule: messenger RNA, 1239 nt
Organism: Talaromyces rugulosus
Lineage: Eukaryota; Fungi; Ascomycota; Eurotiomycetes; Eurotiales; Trichocomaceae
Exons: 8
Coding region: 1-1239 (412 amino acids)
Molecular function (GO): metallopeptidase activity
Source: RefSeq, a predicted model, not a curated record